UGCUCCAUGCCUUCUUACGUGAGAGAGAUAGAAGCAACGGUCCGGUCCCCCUAACAACAGAUUAGUUGACUCACGCCAUCGCCAUCUCUUUCUGGUUCGGCCAUGGCGGACUCACUGUGACUGUGAGUGAAAGAAAGAAACAGAGUGGAGGGAGAAACUGAAGAGGGAAGAUGAAAGUGGAUGUGGGUUUUCUUCUUCUCCGGCUUUUGCUGGUAUUAAUGGCGUCUUCACGACGUUGCAUGGGCGACAGCAACAGCGAAGUCUCUCUGCAGCUCAACGAUGAUGUGUUGGGCCUCAUCGUCUUCAAAACAGACCUUCAUGACCCAUCUUCGCUCUUGGGGUCAUGGAAUGAAGAUGAUAAUACUCCGUGUUCUUGGAAAUACGUACGAUGCGACCCCAGCUCCGGCCGUGUCACCGAGCUUUCGCUUGAUGGCUUGGGGCUGUCGGGGAAGAUCGGAAGAGGUCUCGAGAAAUUGCAGAACCUUCAGGUACUGUCUCUUUCGCACAACAACUUCACCGGUGAUAUCAGUCCGGAGUUGUCUCUCAUUGGCUCUCUCACUACGCUGAAUCUCAGCCACAAUAGCCUUUCUGGGCGGAUUCCGGUCGAGUUGGGUAACAUGAGUGCGCUUAGGUUUCUCGACCUUUCAGAGAAUUCGCUCUCUGGUCCUCUCCCGGAUGGUCUGUUCCAAAAUUGCUUUUCGCUUCAUUUCUUUUCUUCAGCGUGGAAUAUCCUGGAAGGCCCAGUUCCUGCUACUCUGUCGAGAUGCACCUCUUUGGUGGGUCUCAAUCUAUCAAACAAUCAUUUUUCUGGGAACCCGGAUUUCGUUAAUGGAGUUUGGUCCCUCAAAAACCUUAGGAGCCUGGAUAUCUCGCGCAAUGCCUUCUCUGGGUCUGUUCCAGAUGGGAUAUCUGCUCUUGAUAACUUGAAAAAUCUUCAGUUCCAGGGGAAUCACUUCUCGGGUCCGAUACCAGCCGACCUGGGACUAUGUCAACACUUGACUCACUUGGAUCUCAGCAACAAUCUGUUCACCGGAGCCCUGCCGGAGUCGCUGCAGAGGCUAAGUUUACUAAGGUUUCUCAGUUUAUCGGAUAACCUUUUUAGCGGGGAUUUCCCUUGGUGGAUUAGUAACAUGAGCAGUCUGGAAUACUUGGACUUUUCUGGCAAUUCCUUCACCGGGAACCUCCCAGCGACAAUGGACCAACUGAAAUUGCUGAGUUAUUUGAGUUUGUCUGGUAACAGACUGACCGGAGGUGUUCCAGCUACGUUAGCUUACUGCUACAGGCUCUCUGCAAUCCGGUUGAGGGGCAACGGCUUCAAUGGGAGCAUACCACAGGGUCUGUUCGAUCUCGGUUUGGAGGAAAUAGACCUCUCGAGAAAUGAAUUCAGUGGUUCAAUCCCAGCUGGUUCAAGCAGACUAUUUGAAUCUCUUCGCGCAUUGGAUCUGUCCGCAAACAAGCUCACCGGAGACAUUCCUGCUGAGAUGGGUCUGUUUUCCAACCUGAGAUAUCUCAACUUGUCAUGGAACAGCCUCCGGUCGAGAUUGCCGCCAGAGCUCGGCUACUUCCAGAAUCUUUCAGUAUUAGAUCUAAGAAAUAGCGCCUUAUAUGGGUCGAUACCGGAGGAUUUGUGCGACUCUACCAGUCUGGCAAUCCUGCAAUUAGAUGGGAAUUCCUUAACAGGACCAAUACCAGAUGAGAUUGGAAACUGUUCAUCCCUCUACUUGCUGAGCUUGUCGAAUAACCAGUUAAAUGGGUCAAUUCCGAAAGCAAUGUCGAGGUUAAAGAAGCUCAAGAUUCUCAAGUUGGAGUUCAAUGAGCUAAGUGGGGAGAUACCACAGGAGCUGGGUAAACUUGACAAUCUUCUUGCAGUGAACAUUUCUUAUAACAAGCUGGUAGGCAGGCUUCCAGUGGGAGGGAUAUUUCAGAACCUAGACCAGAGCGCAUUGCAGGGGAAUUUGGGGAUAUGUUCACCCUUGUUGAGGGGACCCUGCAAGAUGAAUGUCCCAAAGCCAUUAGUCCUUGAUCCAAAUGCUUAUAACAAUCAAAUGGGUGGACCUAAUGUGGUGCCAGAAUCCACUGGUUCUGCUAAACUCCGUCACCGCAGAUUCCUGAGUGUUUCUGCCAUUGUUGCCAUCUCUGCUGCUUUGGUGAUUGUUUGUGGAGUUGUAAUAGUGAGCUUACUGAACGUUUCUGCCCGGAGGAGGCUGGCAUUUGUUGAUAAUGCCUUGGAAAGCAUGUGCUCAAGCUCCCAGAGAUCAGGGAGUCUUGCCACAGGGAAGCUCAUUCUGUUUGACUCAAGGUCUUCAGACGAUUGGGCCCAAAAUGCAGAGACCCUACUCAACAAGGCCUCUGAGAUUGGAAAAGGUGUAUUUGGAACAGUGUACAAGGCUUCCCUGGGUGAAGGACGGAUAGUUGCCAUUAAGAAGCUUGUAACAUCUAACAUAAUUCAAUAUCCAGAGGAUUUUGACAGAGAAGUGAGGAUCUUAGGGAAAGCCAGACACCCAAAUUUGAUCACACUCAAAGGCUACUUCUGGACUCCUCAGCUACAGCUUCUGAUAUCAGAAUAUGCACCAAAUGGAAGCUUACACUCUAGGCUCCAUGAAAGGUCCCCAUCCAGUCCUCCUCUUUCCUGGGCCAACCGAUUCAAGAUUGCACUUGGGACGGCAAAAGGGCUUGUCCACCUUCACCAGAACUUCCGUCCACCAAUCAUUCACUACAGCAUCAAACCCAGCAACAUCUUACUUGAUGAGAAUUACAAUCCAAAGAUUUCAGACUUUGGAUUAGCACGGCUUCUGACCAAGCUCGACAAGCACGUAAUCAGUAGCAGGUUUCAGAGUGCACUAGGCUAUGUUGCACCAGAAUUGGCGUGUCAGAGCCUGAGGAUAAACGAGAAAUGUGAUAUCUACGGGUUUGGAGUGAUGAUACUAGAGCUCGUGACAGGAAGAAAGCCAGUGGAGUAUGGGGAGGAUGAUGUAGUGAUACUGAGUGAUCAUGUAAGAGUGAUGCUUGAACAAGGGAAGGUGCUGAGUUGCGUGGAUCCAACCAUGGGUGAGUACCCAGAAGAGGAGGUCUUGCCAGUUCUAAAACUGGGUCUGGUAUGUACAUCUCAGAUACCUUCAAGCAGACCAUCAAUGGCAGAAGUAGUGCAGAUACUACAGGUUAUCAAGACCCCAGUUCCACAGAGAAUGGAAGCGUUUUAAGAGCAAAGAUAAGCGAUGUAACUUUGCUAGCUUGACCCAAGAGCUUGGCUUGUUCACAUUGAUUAAAGCACUAGUUAAAUGUCUUCUUUUUUUUUUCUUUUUUCUUCAUUGACCACAAAAUUUCCAUCAAUUCUUCUGUGUCAAGUCUAUUCCAUUCUAUGCAGUUUGUUAUUGUUCAUGUUCUGUAUGAAUUUUUUUCCCUUUUCGGAGGCUUUGGAAUCCAAUGCCAAAAGAGCAUUGAUCUUCUGUUA
Molecule: messenger RNA, 3451 nt
Organism: Nelumbo nucifera (sacred lotus)
Lineage: Eukaryota; Viridiplantae; Streptophyta; Magnoliopsida; Proteales; Nelumbonaceae
Product: Leucine-rich receptor-like protein kinase family protein
Biological process (GO): protein phosphorylation
Molecular function (GO): protein binding; ATP binding; protein kinase activity
Source: RefSeq, a predicted model, not a curated record